AUGGUCAAGUGGUUCGACUCCAACUACCACUAUGUCAAGCCUACCUUCCAGGACGGUCAGACGUUCAAGCUCUCAGAGAACCCCAAGCCCGUUGCCGAGUUCCUCGAAGCCAAGGAGGCUGGCAUUAUCACUCGCCCAGUCCUCAUCGGUCCUGUCUCCUUCCUCGCUCUCGGCAAGGCCGACCGCGACCAGACUGUCGACCCCAUCACACUUCUCGAGAAGCUCCUUCCUGUAUACGUGGAGCUCCUUGAAAAAUUGAAGGCUGCUGGCGCCGAGAACGUCCAGAUCGACGAGCCUGUUCUCGUCUACGAUCUGCCCCAAAAGGUCAAGGAUGCCUUCAAGCCUGCAUACGCGAAGCUCGCUGCCAGCAACUUGCCCAAGCUUGUUCUCGCCACCUACUUUGGAGAUGUUGUACACAACUUCGACGUCUUCCCCAGUCUGUCCAACGUCAGCGCUAUCCACGUCGACCUUGUCAGGAACCCUGAACAGCUCGAGAGCGUCAUCAGCAAGCUCAGCUCCAACCAGGUCCUCUCUGCAGGUGUCGUCGAUGGGCGCAACAUUUGGAAGACCAAUUUCAAGAACGCCAUCGAGCUUGUCGAGACUGCCAUUCAGAAGCUUGGAAAGGACCGUGUCAUCGUGGCCACAUCCAGUUCCCUUCUCCACACCCCACACUCCCUCGAUAGUGAGAAGAAACUGCCCGAGGAGGUCAAGGACUGGUUCUCCUUUGCUGUCCAGAAGGUCUCCGAGGUGGUCGUCAUCGCCAAGGCUGUGACUGACGGCCCUGCUGCCGUCCGGGAGGCGCUCGAGGCCAACGCCAAGUCCAUGCAAGCUCGCGCAUCAUCCGAUCGCACCAACAACAAGGCUGUCAAGGACCGUCAAGCUAGCGUAACUCCCGAGCAGCACGAGCGCAAGUCGGCCUUCCCGGAACGUUACGCCCAGCAGAAGAAGCACCUCAGCUUGCCCAUGUUCCCUACGACUACCAUUGGCUCCUUCCCCCAGACCAAAGAGAUCCGUAUCUCGCGCAACAAGUACACCAAGGGUGAGAUCACUGCUGAGGAAUACGAGAAGUUCAUCGAAAAGGAGAUCGAAGAUGUCGUGAAGAUUCAGGACGAGCUUGGCCUGGACGUCUACGUUCACGGUGAGCCUGAGCGCAACGACAUGGUUCAGUACUUCGGUGAGCGUCUGGACGGAUAUGUCUUCACUACCAAGGGAUGGGUCCAGUCUUACGGUUCCCGUUGUGUUCGCCCUCCGAUCAUCGUCGGGGACAUCUCCCGUCCUGCUCCCAUGACGGUCAAGGAGUCCAAAUAUGCGGCAUCCAUCUCCAAGAAGCCUAUGAAGGGUAUGCUUACUGGACCCAUCACUUGCUUGAGGUGGUCCUUCCCCCGUGACGACGUUCACCAGUCCGUUCAGGCGCAGCAACUUGCUCUCGCCCUUCGCGAUGAGGUUGUUGACCUAGAAGCCGCUGGGAUCUACGUCAUCCAGGUUGACGAGCCUGCCCUUCGCGAGGGACUUCCACUCCGUGCUGGCAAGGAGCGCGAAAAGUACCUCGCAUGGGCCGUGGACUCGUUCAAGCUCGCCUGCGCUGGUGUCCAAGACUCCACUCAAAUCCAUUCUCACUUCUGUUACUCAGAGUUCCAGGACUUCUUCCAUGCCAUCGCUGCGCUCGAUGCUGAUGUUCUCUCGAUUGAAAACAGCAAGAGCGACGCCAAGCUUCUCAAGGUGUUUGAGGAUAAGGCUUACCCUCGCCACAUUGGUCCCGGUGUCUACGACAUCCAUUCUCCUCGUAUUCCCUCGGAGCAGGAGAUCAAGGACCGCAUCGCCGAGAUGCUAACCUACCUCAAGCCUGAGCAGCUUUGGGUCAACCCUGACUGUGGUCUGAAGACCCGUCAGUGGAAAGAGACCAAGGCUGCGCUGACCAACCUUGUCAACGCAGCCAAAUUCUACCGCGAGAAGUACUCUUCUUAG
Molecule: messenger RNA, 1965 nt
Organism: Plenodomus lingam JN3
Lineage: Eukaryota; Fungi; Ascomycota; Dothideomycetes; Pleosporales; Leptosphaeriaceae
Gene: MET26
Product: homocysteine methyltransferase Met26
Molecular function (GO): 5-methyltetrahydropteroyltriglutamate-homocysteine S-methyltransferase activity; zinc ion binding
Source: RefSeq, a predicted model, not a curated record